GAAAAGUAAAAGUCAAGGAAUCAAACUUGGCUCUUAUAUUAAGCAAUGAAAUGCAUAAUCGGUAUGAUGAUUAUUUUAUGGUAGAACUGACAGUAGUUAGAGAAGAAAAAGAAGAAAUUAAAAAAUUUCUAGAAGUUUCUUGUGAAGUAGAAGGACAAAAGUUAAAAGUACUAGUUAGCCAUAUCUAUGCGGCUAACAAAAUAUCUUUUGCUAAUCGUCGCGAACAUAGAAGAUUAUGUUUAGGAAAAGUAGACGAACUAGUUAAUGAAAAAAAGUUUAGUCGGGGCAAAAAACGAACUACCCCUCCUGGUAUCCACGUUGCGAAAAGAAAAAGAAAAUCCACUUACGCUUUCCAAAACCGGGAAAAACAAAAAAUCCGUUUUCUCUAUGGUCUGAAAGAGAGACAAUUAUACAAUUUAUUUGCUAAAUUAAAAAAUGCUCCCGGCAAUAUUGGUUUAGUUUCUACUCGUCGUUGGUCUCGCCAGUUAGUCAGCCAAGGACAUUUUUUAGUCAAUGGUAAAAAAGUAAAAGCUCCGAACUGCCAAGUAGAACCAAACCAAAUUAUUAGUUUCCGCAAAGAAAAAAUGGCGGAAAAUAAACUUAUUAAGGCUAGUUUAGAACAAAAUAUCAAAACUCCGGCUUAUCUGGCUUUGGAUAAACAGAAAUUAACCAUUACUUAUUUACGUUAUCCGGCGGCUGAGGAAUUAAACAAAAGUAUUGACACUUCCUUAGUAGUAGAGUGA
Messenger RNA from Ambispora gerdemannii, 743 nucleotides. The record is from the annotation of a GenBank genome assembly. Lineage: Eukaryota; Fungi; Glomeromycota; Glomeromycetes; Archaeosporales; Ambisporaceae.